Molecule: messenger RNA, 2190 nt
Organism: Plasmodium cynomolgi strain B
Lineage: Eukaryota; Apicomplexa; Aconoidasida; Haemosporida; Plasmodiidae
Product: deoxyribodipyrimidine photolyase
Exons: 4
Coding region: 490-2190 (566 amino acids)
Biological process (GO): photoreactive repair
Molecular function (GO): deoxyribodipyrimidine photo-lyase activity
Source: RefSeq, a predicted model, not a curated record
AUGGAGAACCGAAAAAGUGACAUUAACGAAGAAAAGACAAACACAGAGAGUCAAAAAAUUAAUCGAACUGAGGAACAAGACAGCAAAAAGGCAAAUCUGGGUGAUGAGACGUUCGUGAAGAAAGCGCCCAGUGAUGACCUCGUGUCGAUACCCGGAGAAGGACGUGCGUCUAAAAUGGGCACGAACAAGGUGGAAACGUCGAACGGGGAGAAAAUACUCAAGCCGGAAAAACUGACCAAACUGAUGCAAGAAAGGGGCGGCAAAAAGGGAGAAGCGAGAGGCAGGAGUGACACUGUCGACAUCAAAAUUGGCCUCAAAAUUGGCCACAAAAUUGGACUCAAAAUUGAACUCAAAAUUGGCCGCAAAAUUGGCCACAAAAUUGGACUCAAAAUCGGCCCAAAAAUCGGCCCCAAAAGUGGCCCCAAAAUUGGCACCCAAAUGGACACUCAGUUCUGCGCCCACUGCCUCGCCGCACCUCCCUCGAAGUGAAUGACCAUUUUGGCAAAGAGGAUCCGGUGCUUGACCUCCUUCGAAAGCGGCACUGAGAGCAGCGGAGGGGGAGAUGCAUCCAACCCGAGGGGUAGCAUCAAAGGCGGGGAGAAAGAUGCUACCAAUGCGGCUUCUACCCCCCCUAGCGGGGAGAAAGAUGCUACCAAUGCGGCUUCUAACCCCCUUAGCGGGGAGAAAGAAGCUACCAACCCGACUUCCCACCCUCCCAGCGCAGCGAACGAGCAGAGGGACACCCUACUCCUGCUGCUGACAAGGGACUUCCGCGUGAAUGACAACUGGGCACUGACCUACGCAUACGAGAUAGCCAAAAAGAAGGGGUUCAGUCUCAUCGCCUGUACAUGCCUAAACAGGAAAGAAAAAGUAACGAACCGAUUUAUUUACACAAAAUUGAAAAUCCUAAAGAAUCUAGAACAGGCAUUGAAGCAAAUCAAUAUCCCCUUCUACUUACUACCUCUGUACAUGAUUGAUGAAUUAGGUGAGUUCAUAAAAACGCAUCAAGUAAAAUUAAUAUCGUGCGAUCUGCAUGUGUUGCAUGAUGAGAAGGCAUUCAUUAAAUCGCUAUGUCAUUUGUGUAAUAAGAAAAAGGUAAAAAUGAUACAAGUUGAUGCGCACAACGUUGUCCCCAUGUGGGUUACUUCCAAAGUGGAGGAAUGCUCAGUAAGGACGAUAAAACCAAAGAUACAGGCCCUCCUACCAACGUUCCUAAUUGAGUAUGUAUCGAUAGAUCCUUUUGAGCAAAAUUUGAAAUUCCCGAAUCCGUUCGAUAUAGAAGAUGUGGUUAGCAAGCUCACCGUGUCUAACACAUGUGCGGUGAUUCCCGAUUUUGUCCUUACCGAAAAGAAGGCGCAAGAAUUGCUGAGCGAUUUUUGCAGGAAGGUCUUGGAUAAGUACAACGUUAAGAGGAAUGACCCCAACAGCGAUGCUGGCAGUGUGCUGCUGCCCUACGUCAACUUGGGGGUCAUAUCUGCCCAGAGGUGCGUCCUAGAGGUGCACAAGCACGCGUACAGCAACCCUUCCAUAAAUGCAGUAAGCGGAAAGGAGUCGUUCAGCGAUGACUUUAUCAUGCGCAAGGAGUUGGCAGACAAUUAUUGCUACUACAACAAAAACUAUGAUAACUUCGAAGGAGGUAGAGACUGGGCAAAGGAAAGUCUCAAAAAACAUGACUCCGACAAAAGAGAGUACUUGUACGACUAUGAAGACUUUAGGAGUGCCAAGACACACAGUGACAUGUGGAAUUGUUGCCAAAUGCAAUUUAUCAAAGAAGGAAUAAUGCAUGAAUUUUUAAAAGUUUUUUGGGCGAAGAAAAUUCUGAACUGGUCAGGCAAUUCUCAGACUGCCCUAAAAUAUGCCCUGCAGUUAAAUGAUGAGUUCUCUAUUGAUGGGAAGACCCCUAGUGGGUAUAUCUCCAUUAUGUGGUCCAUUAUGGGAGUGCAUGACCAAAGUUGGAACGAGAGGAGUAUCUUUGGCAAGGUGCGAUAUAUAAACAGUAACGGAUGUAAACGUAAUUUCGAUAUGAAUGCGUUCAUGUCAAAAUAUCCCAAGGGAAAGGAAAAUGCUUCAAUUGUGAAAAAAAUUCCGACCAUUACAUUUGCCAGUUAUUUGAAGAAGCGGAAAAACGGCCCCGAGGCUCCUCUUCAGGAGUCCACGCGGAAGAAGCGCGGCAAGGGGCCCCUUCGCUGA